ACGUCAGAAGAACAUUUUCUGACGUAUUCAUCGCGAUAAACCGUUUCGUCGAGAUUUGUUAUCUAUAAUUUCUAAUAAACUUAGUAAAAAGCUAGAAAGAAUCUUAUCAUGGAUGAAGAAUACGAUGCAAUAGUUCUGGGCACCGGUCUAAAGGAAUGUAUCCUUAGCGGGAUGCUCUCCGUUUCCGGCAAAAAGGUUUUACACGUCGACCGUAACAAAUACUAUGGUGGAGAAUCGGCCUCGAUCUGCCCAUUAGAAGAGCUGUUUACGAAAUUCGGAGCACCCGCUCCCGACGAGAGCUACGGCAGAGGCAGAGAUUGGAAUGUCGAUUUAAUACCCAAGUUUCUAAUGGCCAACGGUUCCCUCGUUAAAUUAUUAAUACACACGGGAGUCACCCGAUAUUUGGAGUUCAAAAGUGUUGAGGGCAGUUACGUGUAUAAAGGUGGUAAAAUCGCAAAGGUUCCAGUAGAUCAGAAGGAAGCCCUCGCCUCAGAUUUGAUGGGAAUGUUUGAGAAGAGACGUUUUCGCAACUUCCUCAUCUACGUUCAAGAUUUUCUCGACGAGGAUCCAAAAACGUGGAAAGAUUUCGAUCCUAGAACUCAAAACAUGACUGCUCUGUACGAAAAAUUCGGGCUGGACAAGAACACUCAAGAUUUUACAGGACAUGCUCUUGCUCUGUUUAGGGACGAUGAGUAUCUAAACAACCCAGCAAUCGAGACCAUUAAGAGAAUCAAGCUCUAUUCCGAUUCACUGGCUAGAUAUGGUAAAUCGCCAUAUUUAUAUCCGAUGUACGGUUUGGGAGAAUUGCCUCAAGGAUUUGCGCGUUUGUCUGCAAUUUAUGGUGGAACAUACAUGUUGGACAAACAAAUUGAUGAAAUCGUUCUUGGAGAAGGUGGUAAGGUCGUUGGAGUGCGCUCAGGCAGUGAAAUCGCCAGAUGUAAACAGGUUUAUUGUGAUCCUACUUACGUACCGGACCGUGUAAGAAAGAAGGGCAAGGUAGUUAGAUGCAUUUGCUUACUAGACCAUCCCAUUCCGAACACUAAAGAUGCUCUGUCUACACAAAUCAUCAUUCCACAAAAACAGGUGGGUCGUCAUUCCGACAUAUACGUUUCGCUGGUGAGUUACACUCAUCAGGUUGCGGCUAAAGGCUGGUUCAUAGCGAUGGUGUCCACAACCGUGGAAACGGAUAAUCCGGAAUCGGAAAUAAAGGCCGGGCUAGACUUGCUCGGUCCGGUCCGUCAGAAAUUCGUGUCCGUAUCGGAUUAUUACGAGCCCACCGAUGACGGCUUGCAGUCGCAGAUAUUUAUUUCCCAGUCGUACGACGCCACCACUCAUUUCGAGACAACAUGUUUGGACGUGUUGGAUAUCUUUAAGCGGGGCACGGGGGAGGAAUUUGAUUUUUCGAAAAUUAAACACGAACUAGGAGAUGAAGAACAAUAAAAAAAAGUAUUCGAGUUAAUUUAAAUUUUUAUGCAAUUUCUUUUUUUUUUAUCUUUAUUUUUUUUUGGUCAUCCGUCAAAUUUUAUGCUCAAAUUUAUAGUUUUUUUUUGAAAAAGGAAUUCAGAAUUCAUUAUUUUCUUAAGGCCCCCAUACACCACACGAUUAAUUUCGCCGGCUUUAACUGUACGUUUAAAACGCGGAUAGAAAGUAGGGAUGGGCUUUUUCCUGCUAUAUCGAUAACUGUCGAUAGUUAUUGAUAUAUCGAAUAUACAAGAUUUUUUAUCGAUUAUCGAUAUAUCGAACUAAUCAAUACCAAUGACGGAUUACAGUCGUAAAUCUUUAUAUCGCAGUCUUACGAUGUUACCAUUCAUUUCGGGACGACAUGUUUGGACGUGUUGGAUAUCUUUAAGCGGGGCACGGGGGAGGAAUUUGAUUUUUCGAAAAUUAAACACGAACUAGGAGAUGAAGAACAAUAAAAAAAGUAUUCGGGUUAAUUUAAAUUUUUAUGCAAUUUUUUUUUAUCUUAUCUUUAUUUUUUUUUGGUUAUCCCUCAAAUUUUAUGCUCAAAUUUAUAGUUUUUUUUGAAAAAGGAAUUCAGAAUGCAUUAUUUUCUUAAGGCCCCCAUACACCACACGAUUAAUUUCGCCGGCUUUAACUGUACGUUUAAAACGCGGAUAGAAAGUAGGGAUGGGCUUUUUCCUGCUAUAUCGAUAACUGUCGAUAGUUAUUGAUAUAUCGAAUAUACAAGAUUUUUUAUCGAUUAUCGAUAUAUCGAACUAAUCAAUACCAAUGACGGAUUACAGUCGUAAAUCUUUAUAUCGCAGUCUCACGAUGUUACCAUUCAUUUCGGGACGACAUGUUUGGACGUGUCGGAUAUCUUUAAGCGGGGCACGGUGGAGAAGUUCGAUUUUUCGAAAAUUAAACACGAACUAGGAGAUGAAGAACAAUAAAAAAAGUAUUCGAGUUAAUUUAAAUUUUUAUGCAAUUUCUUUUUUUUUAUCUUUAUUUUUUUUUGGUCAUCCGUCAAAUUUUAUGCUCAAAUUUAUAGUUUUUUUUUGAAAAAGGAGUUCAGAAUUCAUUAUUUUCUUAAGGCCCCCAUACACCACACGAUUAAUUUGGCCGGCUUUAACUGUACGUUACGUUUAAAACGCGGAUAGAAAGUAGGGAUGGGCUUUUUCCUGCUAUAUCGAUAACUGUCGAUAGUUUUUGAUAUAUCGAAUAUACAAGAUUUUUUAUCGAUUAUCGAUAUAUCGAACUAAUCAAUACCAAUGACGGAUUACAGUCGUAAAUCUUUAUAUCGCAGUCUUACGAUGUUACCAUUCAUUUCGGGACGACAUGUUUGGACGUGUCGGAUAUCUUUAAGCGGGGCACGGUGGAGAAGUUCGAUUUUUCGAAAAUUAAACAUGAACUAGGAGACGAAAAACAAUAAAAAAAGUAUACAGGUUAAUUUAAAUUUUUAUGCAAUUUCUUUUUUUUUAUCUUAUCUUUAUUUUUUUAGUCAUCCGUCAAAUUUUAUGCUCAAAUUUAUAGUUUUUUUUGAAAAAGGAAUUCAGAAUUCAUUAUUUUCUUAAGGCCCCCAUACACUACACGAUUAAUUUGGCCGGCUUUAACUGUACGUUUAAUCAAAUCAUCCGUCAUCCGUCAAAUUUUAUGUUCAAAUUUAUCGUUUGUUCUUGAAAAAGGAAUUCAGAAUGACUUCUGGUCCCUUCUUAAGGUCCCCAUAUACCACACGGUUAUUUUGCUCGGUUUUAACUGUACGGUUAAAUCGCGGGUAGCAAGUAGGGAUGGGCUUUUUUCUGAUAUAUCGAUAGUUAUUGAUGUAUCGAAUAACAAUAGGAUACUUCAAAAUUAUCGAUAUAUGGAAUUGAUUGAUACCAGUGACGGAUUACAGUCGUAAAUCUUAAUCUCGCAGUCUUACGAUGCUACCAGUCAUUUCGAGACAACAUGUUUGGACGUUUUGGAUAUCUUUAAGCGGGGCACGGAGGAGGAGUCGAUUUUCGGGUUCGGGUAGAAAGCAGGGAUGGGAUUUUUUCCGAUAUACUGAGAACUAUCGAUAAUUAUCGGUAUAUCAAAUUAUAACAGAUAUACUAAAAUAUAUCAAUAGGUCAAUUGCGACAUUAUUGAUAGGUAAAGUUCAUAAUCGUUCAUCCCUAAUAGAAAGCACGGGCAAGCAACCUCCACACAUUUGCCGUCCUCCUUUCACGUAGUUGAGCAACUCUGAACUGUUCAAGAACGCGAUACUCUCACUCCAUUCAAUUGAGUCAUAAAGUUCCAGAACUGUUCCCCGCCAUAUGGCGGCACGAGGCUAUCGCGCACAGCUCCUUUCAGAACCGUUCUCGAGUAGCCCUAGAGCGUAAAGCCCGGAACUCGAAGUUCGCGAAUGGAGGACAGCAAUUGUCUCAUUUUGGUCAAAUGAAAUCAUUUUAUCCGCGCCGUGGUUAAGAACAAUGUAUCCAAGAAAAAAUUGCUAGCAAUGGCGGCGGUAAUUACGAUAAAAAAGAAAAUCCAGAAAAGGAAUAGAAAAAAAAUGGCGCUCGGAAAAAUAUAUUCUAUUACGCUCAAUAGUCGAAUUCGGGCAAUCCCCGAGAAAAAUACGCAAAUCUAGUUUUGAGCAAGGAAUAUUUCCCAAACCCGAAAAAUUAAUUUUAUUCGAUUAUUUUUUUUUUGCUUAGUGUGAUUUGAUUGGAUUGACUUUUUGGUUGGAUUGGUUUAGUUAUUUGGCGAGUUGGUUACCGUGGUUAUUUGGAGGGUGUUAAUUCAUUGGUUAGUUGGUUUUUCGGGUUUGGGAAAUAUUCCUUGCUCAAAACUAGAUUUUCGACUAUUGAGCAUAUCCAUACAAUAUCGGGUAGGAAGGAACGGGCCAAACCGUAUGGUUAAAAUAUCUGGCGAUGACAGAUAGUCAACGAACACUCAUAUACACUGACAUUUUUAUACAAACAGUCCUACCCUUUCGGUUAAAACCGUACUAAAUAACCGAAGCGUAUGGGGGCCUUUAGUUUCGAGAUAAUUUAGUUAUAAUGGUAGUUUCAGUGUUGAUGAAAAAAAUACAGUAAUCCUUUCGAUGUUUUUAGUAACUGGGAUUUACCCAGAAUAUAAAAAAUCCAAAGUUGUAUAAAAAUAUAAGGCUUAUAGAAUUUUAAAGGAAUUAAUUUUAGUUUAAGAUUAUUUGAGAUUUUUUAAAAACAAUUAUCGGCUAAAUAGUUAUAGUAGAGGCCUGUAUGGUUUAUUAUGAAGUUGAUCUGUACUAUCUGUCAUACAUAAAAAAAACAUUAUUUAUAUGUAUAAUUGUGAUUUUAAGUGUUAUUAUAUUAUUAAGCACCUACUAUUGUAAUCCUAAAUAGCUGUUAUUGAUUAUGGAGACCAUCUAACAUUUUGGAAUGGUGAUUUUAUAUAGUUUUUGAUAUUUUUUACAUAGGAGAGGUGGUCUUGAAUUUUUGUUGGUAAUUGGUUGCGUUCCACUAAAUAAUUGUAAGAAGCUGAAUAGCUGAAUUUAAUGCUGUUUUAAAUCAUAGGAAACAAAUAUGUUUUCUGUGCAAACCCUUUUUCUAUUGUUUACCUAGAAGCUUUAAGCACUUCUGUAUGCGGGACAUUGCCAAUAGCAUUUUCUAUUCGUUUGUAAAAUUAAAAAGCAUAUAUUUACUGUGAGAAUCAAAUAAAUCUUUUAAAA
Messenger RNA from Sitophilus oryzae (rice weevil), 5107 nucleotides. RefSeq names its product rab GDP dissociation inhibitor alpha (gene Gdi). Gene Ontology annotation, biological process: vesicle-mediated transport; small GTPase-mediated signal transduction; protein transport. Gene Ontology annotation, cellular component: cytoplasm. The record is from RefSeq and is a predicted model, not a curated record. The transcript is spliced from 5 exons. Lineage: Eukaryota; Metazoa; Arthropoda; Insecta; Coleoptera; Curculionidae. The coding region runs from base 109 to 1440 and encodes 443 amino acids. Gene Ontology annotation, molecular function: Rab GDP-dissociation inhibitor activity.